AUGAUAUCACCCCCGGAAUUGCAGCAGUGUCUAGCCCUAGUUCCGGACCAGCUAGUGUAAUUGGCAAAUUGGAACGGUCUCACAGCAAUGUUAACUGAUUAAGAUGGUACCUCCAACUUCCGGUCGAUGAAUUGGGACUGGUUAGCCGGUGUUUGAUGUUGAUGAGGUCAAAACAUAUGUCUUGAAAACAGGGCAAGUCUAACAGAUGGCUCCAACUGGCAAAGCCCAGUGUAUAGAGCCCUGCCCGUUGUUUGAGGAUCCACUUCAAUGAGAUUGGACUGAUCGUAAAACCCAAGUUGGGGCAGUCUCAGUAAUCUGCUCCCCAGAUAAUCGGUGCGGUGCUGACGGAACCCGGAAUUCCGGGAGCUGUAGAAAUGAACUGCAACUAUAAAUUCUUGCCGGGUAUUCUAUAUUCCAUCUUCAUUCACCAAACGAAAAACAAUGCCCUCUUUCAUCAUAUACGGUGCAACUGGAUACACUGGCCGGAUGGCCAGCGAACAGGCCAUUCGCAUCGGGCUAGACUUUGCAAUUGCCGGGAGAACAGAGCAAAAGCUCAAGAAGUUGGCAUCUCAACUCCAAGUCCCUUACCAUAUCUUCGACGUCAACCAGUCCACCGUCAUCGACCAGACGCUGAAAAAUGCCUAUGUCCUCCUCAACUGCGCUGGUCCUUACAGACACACUGCCAGACCCCUCAUGGAGGCAUGCAUCCGGACCGGAACACACUAUCUCGACAUCUCGGCCGAAAUAACAAGCUAUCAACAAGCACAAGAACUAGACGAAACAGCCAAGGAGGCUGGUAUCAUGCUUCUACCCGGAUGUGGAGGAAGUGUCGCCAUGCUGGACUGCCUCGCUAGUCAUGCUCUGGAUCGAGUUCGCAACCCUAAACGAAUCGAUAUUGCUCUGCACGUGGCUGGAUCCAUGUCUCGGGGCUCGGCCAUGAGUGCAACAGGGACUGUUGCGGAAACCCUUCAUUUAUUGGAUGGAAACCUGGUGGAGUACGACAUCAGCAACACGGCCGAAUUUGACUUUGAUGAUGGAAACGGGCCUGUGGCGGCAUUUCCGGUGACUCUGCCUGAUCUGUUGACGAUUUCGAGGUCUUCCAAUGUUGACAACAUCCGAACCUUUGCUCAUGCCUCCGGGGGCAGCUUUCCCACUGGAGACCUUGAGAUGCUUCCCGACGGCCCGACAGCUGUUGAGAGGGACGCGGCGCCGUAUCAUGCAGCUGUUAUGGUGACUUCGGAGGACGGGCAUGUCACGCGGGCAGUCUUGCAUACCGUCAACGGAUACACCUUCACGAGUUUGGCGUCAGUGGAGGCUGCAAAACGGGUUCUGGACAAUCAGACGAAACCCGGGUUUCAGACCCCUGCACUGAUCUUUGGAAAGGAUUUUCUCCGGGCGAUACCGAGGACUGAAAUUAAGAUCACGAUCCCUGAAGACGAGAAGCUUUGAUAUUCCGUAUCGGAACCGAUUAUAGAAAUAUUUCUGAGAGAACUGGGUUUCGGCGAAGUAGUUGGCAUCUCCGAGUUGAUGAAAUAAUAGCCAACCUAUAACCGAUCUUUAAAAGUUACAAGACUCAUAUACUCUUGGUAUUGCGUGUAGCGUAAGAAUCGAUCUGAGUCCCAGUUCAAAGUUCUAUGACUGAUUAUGAG
Molecule: messenger RNA, 1649 nt
Organism: Aspergillus sclerotioniger CBS 115572
Lineage: Eukaryota; Fungi; Ascomycota; Eurotiomycetes; Eurotiales; Aspergillaceae
Product: saccharopine dehydrogenase family protein
Exons: 2
Coding region: 442-1449 (335 amino acids)
Source: RefSeq, a predicted model, not a curated record